CAGGGCCUCAGAGCAUGCCAGCACUCGAGAAUUUGACUUUAUGGUGUAACUCGGCCGAAGGCCUUACCGUGCGCGACAUAUUUGAAAAUGUUCAGAUGCCCAGUCUCCGCCAACUGGAGCUGGAUGGUAUUACUCUUCCGAUUGGGGAGCGCACCGCGAGCGCAGUACGAAAGGUGAAUCAAGCCUGCUCACCGACAAUCACGAAGGGCACUGCUCAGUUCUCCACCCUCAACAUCCAUCACUGCAAAGAAAACCCCGCGGCCAUCGAAGAGCUAAUUCUCUGGCCCAAAGCAUUGACCCAUUUCAAUGCCUCGGUUCUGAGUGGGAGUGGCCCGGCGUGCGAUGUGAAUCUCUCCAAACUCAACGCAUGGCUCUUGGCCCACAAGGACACCCUGCAAACCAUCCAGAUCCGAUGUAUCUAUAAGCAGAGACAAGGCCAGCUCUUCCAUACCAGAGGCUUUGUGGCCUUGGAGCGCCUGACGCUCCCCUGGUGGGAGAUACGAGGGAACUUUCCGUGGCGGGAGGACGAUGACUCGCCAUUCGUCUUCACGCCCGCGCAUGCUGACGCCAUUCUCUGCGCGCCCCGUCUCGAGACACUCGAACUAGACUUUGGACAGGGUGGGCAUGGUCCAGAUUACUUUGGUAGGCUCGGGGAGAUCGAGGAUCGCUGGAUUCGGGAUUUGGCCUGCGCGGCACUGGCCAGACAGGCUGCGCUCCGGACGAUCUGCGUCGGGUUUAAGCCGAGACCGUAUGACCUUGCCGUGAUUAUAGAGUAUCCGUGGGAUCGUCUGAACCGACUCCGGGAAGAUCUCCAACCGUUGGGGAUCAUGCUGGAGUACACUGAGCCGACGUUCUCGGAGGAAGAGUGGGUACAGGCGCGCAUGCGGGCCUUCCCGCCGUGGGAUGCGAUGCGUGGGAGCGAGAGUCCCCCGCUGGAUGACGGCAUGUUCGGCGGAGUGAUAUCAAAGGAUGUUGAGCCUACUCUGGAGGAACAGGAAGCGUGGGAAGCGCCCAGUGGAGGGCGCUGGGUGAUCAUUAUCACAGUUAGCAUUCCUUCUGUUAAAUGGCUUUUCCUUGGAGGGAGGCAGGGCAGCACGCUUCAACGCUCUCACGACGUCGGCCGCUCAGUCCUGGCAGUUGCCGACCCCAAAGUCGGGAAUGUGGGAGGCGUCUUACACUACGAUGUCCAUGUGGGACGGUCCGUCGCCCAGGCUGGCAUUCCCACGACCGUGGAUUUUGAUAGAGAGGGCAUGAACUCAGACAGAUGGAUGGGUUAG
This is a messenger RNA of Aspergillus homomorphus CBS 101889, 1277 nucleotides long. RefSeq lists its product as uncharacterized. The coding region runs from base 15 to 1277 and encodes 420 amino acids. The transcript is spliced from 3 exons. The record is from RefSeq and is a predicted model, not a curated record. Lineage: Eukaryota; Fungi; Ascomycota; Eurotiomycetes; Eurotiales; Aspergillaceae.